AAUAUUUGAUAUAUUUAAAUGCAGAAAAACGUGUGCGCCUACUUAUAUAUACACAGAAAUGAAGCGAUAAAGCAUUGCCGUGGCUGAGAUUUAUCAGAGUUGUCAACUUGCAAUGGCCAUCCCUCUCCUCCUCCUCUUCCUUAUCUUUUCAGACUCACUGACGAAGAGCGAGAGCUUAGGAGUAGGGAUCAACUACGGCCAGAUUGCGAACAACCUUCCGUCGGCGUCGCGCGUGGCGUCUCUCCUCCGAUCCGUCAACAUCACCAAAGUAAAACUCUACGACGCCGAUCCAAUCGUCCUCUCCGCCUUCGCCAACUCCGGCGUGGAAUUCGUGAUCGGAUUAGGCAACGAGUACCUCCAGAAGAUGACCGAUCCAAUCCAAGCCCAAUCCUGGAUCCAGCAGCACGUCCAGCCCUACAUCUCCCACACCAAAAUCACCUGCAUCACCGUCGGCAACGAGGUCCUCAUGGGCAACGACACUCACCUCAAAUCCUACCUCCUCCCGGCAAUGCAGACCGUCUCCGCCGCCCUCCGCACUCUCGGCCUCACCAACGACAUCUACGUCACCACCGCCCACUCCUUCAACGUCCUAGGCGUAUCCUUCCCCCCCUCCGCCGGCGCCUUCCGCCCCGAUCUCGCCGAGUAUAUGCAGGGGAUCCUCGCCUUCCACAAGCAGACCAACUCUCCCUUCCUCAUCAAUGUCUACCCCUUCUUCGCCUACAAGGACAGCAACGGCCAGGUCCUCCUCGACUACGUCCUCUUCCAGCCCAAUCCCGGCACCAUCGAUCCAAACACCAAUUUACACUACGACAACAUGCUCUACGCCCAGAUUGACGCUGUUUACGCGGCUAUUAAGGCGCUAGGCCAUACCGACAUCCAAGUGAAGGUCUCAGAAACAGGAUGGCCUUCCAAGGGCGAUCCAAAUGAGUUCGGGGCGACGCCGGAGAAUGCGAGAUUGUACAAUGGGAAUCUGCUUAGUAGGAUAGAGCAGAGGCAGGGGACUCCGGCAAAGCCUCAAGUGCCCAUUGAUGUCUUCUUUUUCGCGCUUUUUAACGAGAAUAUGAAGCCCGGCCCCGUUUCUGAGAGGAACUACGGCUUGUAUUACCCUGAUGGCUCUCCUGUUUACAACAUUGGGCUGCAGGGUAUUCUUCCCCGUAUGGACUACUCAGCUUCUGCCAAAAAUGUUGGAAUGUUGUCAAGUGGUAUUCUUUGGUUAUUGAUAGUUACUAUAUGUUUGUUGUAGCGGAAGAGGGAGUUUACAGACAACACUUUUUCUUCACCAUUUCCUUUAGAGGGAAAACGUUCCAGGUGAUGCUGCAAUGCGAUGGAAUGGAAAAGAUUGUGCAGAAGACAGCCUUGGAGAGUAGGAAUUUUUAGACAGGGAUACACGUACUUUUUAGAUUGAUUAGGAAAUUCAUCCAUAUAAACACACAAUAAAUAUCACACUCAUGAUUUUAAUCAUAAAUAUUUUUUGGCACAAUAGAGAUGUAUUCUAGUUUACUGUAUUCGAUUUCGUGACGAUGCAAGUUUCUACUUAUUUAUAAUCAGAUUCGUUUUCCACGUCCA
Salvia hispanica is the source of this 1566-nucleotide messenger RNA. Its product is annotated as glucan endo-1,3-beta-glucosidase 14-like. Lineage: Eukaryota; Viridiplantae; Streptophyta; Magnoliopsida; Lamiales; Lamiaceae. Gene Ontology annotation, biological process: carbohydrate metabolic process. Gene Ontology annotation, molecular function: hydrolase activity, hydrolyzing O-glycosyl compounds. The record is from RefSeq and is a predicted model, not a curated record.